GUUGCUGUUGACCUCGCGUAAUCAGAGUGCAACGGCCGACAGACCUCCACAUGCUGACCAACCUCUUUUCCGUAUGCAAAAUGACAAAGCAAAUGUCGUCAAUGAAUGCCAUCAUGAUACCUCAUCCCAGGAAUUCUUCAUAUACACUUGCACCACCACGACGGUCCAACGCCUAAAUCGUUGUUACCAAUAAUUUUCUAGGAGGAGGAUUACUGUGAGGAAUUUAUUUUACGAACCAAAGACGUAAGCAUCACCUACAAACCAUCCCAUAGCAUUUCUUAAAAUAUUCCCCACAGAUCCAGG
Messenger RNA from Acanthoscelides obtectus, 303 nucleotides. NCBI's taxonomy places the organism in Eukaryota, Metazoa, Arthropoda, Insecta, Coleoptera, Chrysomelidae. The record is from the annotation of a GenBank genome assembly.